Molecule: messenger RNA, 3106 nt
Organism: Kogia breviceps (pygmy sperm whale)
Lineage: Eukaryota; Metazoa; Chordata; Mammalia; Artiodactyla; Physeteridae
Gene: SBSN
Product: suprabasin
Source: RefSeq, a predicted model, not a curated record
GUGGGCAUUGGGGGUCGACAAGAGCAACAAGAACAAGGUCUGAUGAUUCCCUCGACUCCCCAGGAUUGCUCCCCACCCCCUGACUGUGCUUCCCAUCUUUCCAUACUCUUGCUGCUGGGGAAACUGGAUGCUUAGGUCCCCCGAGAGGAGUGAAGAUGCUGAAGAACCAGGCCUGGGUCCCAGGGAUGGAGGGUGCCUGAAGGUGCGGUUGGGAGAAAGGAGGCCUGGAUAGUGGGUGAGGAAUAAAAAGAGGAAGUGAUUGGAAGGGCAGACAUCUGGGCUCUGGGGUGGAGGGCCUGAGCUGGGCAAGGAGCAAAGAUGCCAUGUGAGUCUCCUCCAUGCAUGACUCACCCACUCUUCCUCCUCCUCUUCAUUGCUCAACCCCACAUCUCCCUGGGAAUUACCUCCCUGACUGGGGAUCAAGUCAGUGCCUCACAGGGUAACUGAGUCAUGAGGGGUGGAGAAGAGGAAGGGAAGCAGAGGAUAAAUAGUAGCUUUGCCUCCCUGGCUCCUCUUUGCAUCCUCCCCGCUUUCCCAACAAUAUGCAUCUUGCUAAUUUGCUCGGCUCCUGCUCCCUCUUGCUGCUGCUGUGUCCCUCGCCUGGAUGGGUGGCCAGUGCUGACCCCGUGAAGAAGGUCACUGAAGGGAUCAGCCGAGGGCUGAGCAAUACAGAGAGAGAGGUGGGCAAGGCCCUGGAAGGCAUCAAUAAUGGAAUCCCUCAAGCUGGAAGGGAGCAAGUUUUUAAUGGACUCAGCAGUGUUGGGAGCCAGGCCAGUAAGGAGCUGGACAAGGGCAUCCAGGGGCUCAACCACAACUUGGACAAGGUAGCCCAUGGAAUCACCAGUGUUGUCGGACAAGCAGGAAAGGGAGCAGAGAAGUUUGUCCAUGGGACCAACAGUGCUACUAGACAGGUUGGGAAGGAGGCAAACAAAGUGAUUCAGGGGGUCCACGAUGGGGUCAACCAGGCAGGAAGUGAGGCAGGGAGGUUUGGCCAGGGGGUCCACCAUGCUGGGAAAGAGGGAGAAAAAAUAGUCCAGGGGGUCCAUCAUGGAGUUAAUCAGGCUGGAAAGGAGGUGGGAAAGUUUGGUCAGGGGGUCCACCAUGCUGCAGGGCAGGCUGGGAAAGAGGGAGAAAAAAUAGUCCAAGGGGUCCACGAUGGGGUCAACCAGGCCGGAAAGAAGGCAGAGAAAUUUGGCCACGGGGUCAGCCACGCUGCUGGUCAGGCUGGAAAGGAAGUGGAGAAACUUGGCCAAGGUGUCCACCACGCUGCUGGCCAGGCCGGGAAGGAGGAGGACAGGUUGCAGCAGACUGUUCAUGAUGGGACCCACCAAGCCGGCAAGGAAGCCAACCAGCUGCCGAAUGGCAGUCAUCAAGGCAGAUUCAAUGACCCGCGAGGAGGGGCUGCAAGCACAACCUUGACAUCUGGAGCUUUGGUCAACAAGCCCUUCAUUGACCUUUCAGUUCUGUGGAAGGGCAUCACCAACAUCCUUCCCUAAACUGAUGAACUGGCCUUGUUGAACAGACUGACGUUCCUGUUGUCAUAUCAGCUGAAAUGACCUGAAGGAGCCGGGGGGAAGUAGGAGGAUAGAUUUCUGGAGUCCCUUAAGGGAGCUGUACUGAGAUUUGUGGAUAAAUACAACACACUGUACUCUCAUCAUGGUCCACUGUGCUCCCUCAGGAGGGAUCCGUGGAGGAGAGGCUUGUCUUUUCUCCUCUUGCUUCUUCACCGGAGAAGCUGGGGGGUCUGAUGCACAGGAUGGGUUGAGCUAGAGAUUUCAGGCUGAUCCGAUGGAAGAGGCCAUUACAGGGACAAGCCAUGCUUCACUAGUGCAAAAUUCAUGCUCGGCACUGGGAGGAAAUUCGUGCAGGGAAGACCCCUCCAGGCCAGUAGUUGGGGGCAGAAGCACCAGGGAAAAAGUGGCAGGAACCUUGGUGAAGCCCAAGGGGGUAGCAUCCUCGUUCAGGAGUGUGGCGCCAAAGGAAUAUCAAUAGUAACUUGUGUGUAUUGCACAGUCAAGGCAUGCGAGGCUCCCUGCGCUUUAUCUGCAUGACCUCACUGAAUCCUCCCAACCAUCCAGUUAGGUAAGAGGUACUGCUGUUGCCCCAUGUUAUAGAAAAUCACAUGGAGGCUCACACAAGUUAAGAAACAUGGCUAAGAACACACAAUAAGUGGAGGGAGAAACAGCCUAAGAGCCACCAAGGGUAUUCUGAAAACGAAGAGGUCUCUCUCCUGUUUAAUAUCAGUAAGGAGGAGACUCAGUGAAUAGGAGAGAGGAAAGAGGUACAUGUGGGAGAUCCUCUCUUGGGGACAAGGGCCAAAGGCACAGGGGGUAAGCCACUCUGAUGACAGGAGGCCUCUUUACAAGGACAGGAAUAGUGACACAGGAGACCCAUCUCAAAGCCCGGACCAGUAAUGAUAGCAACUACUGCAUACCGAGCACUUCGUAGUUUCCAGGUACUGUGUGAAGGGCUGUUCAUACUCUGUAACCAUUUAAGCCUCCCACAACCCAAAGGCAGAAGUUCCCUUAUGAUCCGCAUUGUAUGGAUGAGGAAACUAAAGCUCAGAGGGGCCAGGGCACUUGCUGGGGGCAACUUAGGAGAAGGCAGCAGGCCUGUCUCUUGCCAGAACCUGACCUUGCACAGUUGCCUAUCACGUCUUUAGAACACUUGCCAAGCACGGGCCUGAGUGCUGGGAGACCUACAUUCCAGUCCGAACCGUGCGCCUGUAGGCUGCAUCCUUCCCCUCCAGGGGCCACCAUUUCCUCCCAUAUAAAGGGGUGAGGGUGUCUGCAGGAGAGGACUGCAAACAUGGCUUCCAGCUCCAAAAUUCCAUCAACCGUGGGACCAGACAUAAGAGACAGUGUUCUCGCCCUUUAGGGAAUUUACAGGCUUCGUGGGGAGGUGAGGUAUAUAAACAGAACAUGAAAACAAAUACAAAGCGAUGCAUCAAUAAGGACUAAAUGACACACCAGGGAGGGGAGGGGCCUGAUGUGCACAGUAAAGGUGAUGCUCCUGGCACUUUAUGUUCUCCUUGUUUAUCCUUAUCUGUAGAAUACCACCAUUUUUUUUUAAGUUUUAUUUUUGUUUUUUAAUUUAUUUUUUACCC